Aspergillus affinis is the source of this 3705-nucleotide messenger RNA. Its product is annotated as DNA-directed RNA polymerase I core subunit RPA135. The transcript is spliced from 3 exons. Gene Ontology annotation, molecular function: DNA-directed RNA polymerase activity; DNA binding; ribonucleoside binding. Gene Ontology annotation, cellular component: nucleus; RNA polymerase I complex. The coding region runs from base 1 to 3705 and encodes 1234 amino acids. Gene Ontology annotation, biological process: DNA-templated transcription. Lineage: Eukaryota; Fungi; Ascomycota; Eurotiomycetes; Eurotiales; Aspergillaceae. The record is from RefSeq and is a predicted model, not a curated record.
AUGGCCCCCGCUAAGACCGACACCAAUUGGUCCGUCAAUUACGACACUCUGAGACGGGAAAACCUGUUCAGAAACCCUCCGAGUGACCGAACCGCAUAUCCCGCCUUGGCCGAUGCCAUCAAACCUCAUAUUGAUUCCUUCAAUGCGCUUUUCGACGGCAGCAAAGUCUUGGAGGCCGGCCUGAAAGACAUCGGAACGAAGACAUUCAUCGAUGGCGAAGGCGAAACCCCCGAACAGAAGAAAGCUCGGCAAGCUGAAGGACGGAAACCGCCCAAGCGGAACAAGCUGAAUGUCCGCAUCAGAGAAGUUUUCCUCGAGCGGCCGGAGAUUCCGCCGACAAACAAAUUUACCACUCGCAACCGUAAUAUCUACCCAUCUGAAUGCAGAGAACGACAUGCGACCUACCGGGGGAAGUUGCGCGCAAAGAUCGAGUACCAGGUCAACAAUGGCGAUUGGGUGGACUCGACUAGAGAACUGGGUCAGGUUCCUAUCAUGAUGAGGACCAACCGAUGCCAUUUAGAAAAGGCGACCCCGGAACAACUCGUGCAGCAUAAGGAAGAAUCGGAGGAGCUUGGAGGUUAUUUCAUUGUGAACGGAAACGAGAAGUUGAUCCGAAUGUUGAUUGUUGGAAAGAGGAACUUUCCUAUGGCCAUCGUCCGUGGCUCCUUCGUCAAGCGUGGUCACACCUACACCAAAUACGGUGUGCAAAUAAGAUCCGUACGACCCGAUCAAACAUCGCAAACGAAUGUCCUGCACUACCUCAAUGACGGCAAUGUGACUUUCCGUUUCUCGUGGCGAAAGAACGAGUUUCUUGUCCCCAUCAUGAUGAUCUUGAAAGCGUUGGUGGAAACGAACGACCGCGAAAUCUUCGAAGGAAUCGUCGGCAGUUCCUCGUCUGAGGGUAUUAACAACACUUUCGUGACCGAUCGAGUGGAGCUGUUGCUGCGGACAUACAAGGGAUACGAGGUGAACAGUCGCUCGAGUUGCCGUGCCUACCUGGGAGAGAAGUUCAAGCCCGUCCUCGGAGUCCCAAUGGACAUGUCGAACGAAGAUGCCGGUACGGAGUUCCUUCGCAAGGUGGUUUUGCCACAUCUGGGCAAUCACAACGUCACCGAGACCCAGGACUACGACAAAUUCAAGAUGAUUAUGUAUAUGAUCCGGAAGCUGUAUGCCCUCGUUGCUGGUGACUGUGCUCCUGACAACCCCGAUGCUGUUUCCAACCAGGAAGUUCUGCUGGGCGGUUUCUUGUACGGAAUGAUCCUGAAGGAGAAACUCGAGGAAUGGGUCAGAUCGUUCGGCCCGGUUCUUAGAGACUGGUCCCUUCGCAACCACGGGGCCAGGUUCACUGACCCGGCGUUCGAGCGUGACUUCUUAAGCAAGAUAGUCAGGAGAACCAACGAAAACCUCGGUGGUACGCUAGAGUACUUCCUUUCAACAGGCAACCUCGUUAGUCCCACGGGUCUUGAUUUGCAACAGACGUCCGGUUACACGGUCAUGGCUGAGAAGAUCAACUUCUACCGAUUUAUCAGUCAUUUCCGAAUGAUUCACAGAGGUAGUUUCUUCGCCCAACUGAAGACUACCACCGUCCGAAAGCUUCUUCCAGAGAGUUGGGGUUUCCUCUGCCCUGUGCACACGCCUGAUGGAUCUCCAUGUGGUCUGCUCAACCAUCUUGCCCACAAAUGCUUGAUCUCCACCAGCGAUGUGGAUGUUUCGCACAUCCCAAGGUUGUUGAUCCAACUAGGCGUGCGCUCCGAGUCGUCUGUCUCGGUGGAGGAGAGUGUUCCUGUCCAACUGGACGGCAGAAUUGUCGGAUACUGCUCACCCAAACAGGCCCGUGUGGUUGCCGAUACGCUGAGAUAUUGGAAGGUGACGGGCACUCACAACAUUCCGCUGGAAUUGGAAAUCGGCUACGUCCCCAACACCAACGGUGGUCAAUACCCCGGUAUCUACAUGUUCUCUCAGUCCGCUAGAAUGUACCGACCCGUCAAGUACCUGCCCCUCGACAAGCUCGACUACGUGGGCCCGUUCGAGCAGCCCUUUAUGGAGAUUGCAUGCGUGCCGUCCGAUCUUAUCUCGGGCACCUCGACUCACAUUGAAUUCACACCCACCAACAUCCUUUCUAUUGUCGCCAACAUGACGCCCUUCUCCGACUACAACCAGUCCCCUCGUAACAUGUACCAGUGUCAGAUGAGCAAGCAAACGAUGGGUACGCCGGGUACAUCUAUCGACUUCCGCACAGACAACAAGCUCUACCGGCUGCAAACAGGUCAGACGCCGAUUGUGCGGCCGCCUCUCUACAACGCCUAUGGCCUGGAUAACUUCCCCAACGGCACCAACGCAGUCGUGGCUAUUAUCUCCUAUACGGGUUAUGACAUGGAUGACGCUAUGAUUAUCAACAAAUCCUCCCACGAACGUGGCUUCGGUCACGGUACGGUUUACAAGACCAAGAUCCACUCGCUUGACGACAAGGAUUCGCGACGAGGCAAGUCCAGGCGCGAAAUCACCAAGUUGUUCGGCUUCGCGCCGGGCGCCGAGAUUAGGGCCGAAUGGCGUAACACGAUCGACGAAGAUGGACUGCCUCUUCUCGGUGCUAAGGUUCGAGAGGGCGCUCCCGUUGCCGCAUGGCAUAACGUGCGCUACGAUCCCGCCUCAGACUCGUAUGUGAACGUUGACGGCCUCACCCACUUUGUCAAGUACAAGGAUUCCGAGGAAGGAUACAUCGAAAGCGUCCGCGUCAUGGGUGCUGAAAGCGGUCUUGAGCCAUGCCAGUCCAUCAGUGCCAAGUACCGAAUUCCCAGAAAACCAGUCAUCGGUGAUAAGUUCUCUUCGCGUCACGGACAGAAGGGUGUCUGCUCUCAGCUCUGGCCCGCUGUGGAUAUGCCAUUCUCCGAGAGUGGCAUGCAGCCCGACCUCAUCAUCAAUCCUCACGCUUUCCCGUCUCGUAUGACCAUCGCCCAGAUGAUCGAAUCCAUGGCCGGCAAGGCCGGUGCCCUCCACGGCCACGCCCAGGACUGCACUCCCUUCCAGUUCUCCGAAGAGAACACGGCCACGGAUUUCUUCGGCGAGCAAUUGCGCAAGGCCGGAUACAACUUCCACGGCAACGAGCCCCUCUACAGCGGUAUCACGGGUAAGGAGUUCGCCGCGGACAUCUUCAUGGGUCUCGUCCACUACCAGCGUCUCCGUCACAUGGUCAACGACAAGUUCCAAGUCCGAACCACCGGUCCCGUGAACCAGCUCACCGGCCAGCCCGUUAAGGGUCGUGCCAAGGGAGGUGGUAUCCGUGUCGGAGAGAUGGAGCGUGACUCGCUCAUCGCCCACGGUGCCGCCUUCCUCCUCCAGGACCGUCUCAUGAACUGCUCCGACUCCACCCUCUCCUGGAUCUGCCGCGACUGCGGCUCCUUCCUCUCCACCCAGGUCGCCGUCUCUUCCGUCAGCAAGGCCCGUAACCACGGCGCCGCCGCUGCCGCUGCCGCCAAGAGUAACCAGACCCAGGGCUCCUCUGCCCCCGCCAUCGUCCGCUGCCGUCGCUGCGCCCGCGAAGCCGUCUUCGAGGACUCGCGCGCCAUUAUCUGGGAGGACGGCGAUGGUCGUCGCCACGUCGGUGGUGAUAACGUCACCAUCGUUGCUAUCCCCGGUGUGCUGAAGUUCUUGGACGUCGAGCUGGCAGCCAUGGGUAUUCGUAUGAAGUACAAGGUGGAGAAUUAA